Molecule: messenger RNA, 449 nt
Organism: Cynara cardunculus var. scolymus (artichoke)
Lineage: Eukaryota; Viridiplantae; Streptophyta; Magnoliopsida; Asterales; Asteraceae
Product: protein LIM1-like
Exons: 2
Coding region: 1-333 (110 amino acids)
Biological process (GO): systemic acquired resistance
Molecular function (GO): fatty acid binding
Source: RefSeq, a predicted model, not a curated record
AUGGAAAAGAAAGAAGUUGUCGUGGUGGUGGUGGUGGUGGUGGUUUUGGGAGUUAUGGUGCAGGGAACCAUGGGGUUUCCAUGUGGGAGUACAUUCUUUUCUGCAUUGGUGCAACUGAUCCCUUGUAGGGCAUCGGUUGCACCAUUUAGCCCCAUCCCUCCAAACGAAGCUUGUUGUAAUGCUUUGAGAGUUCUGGGACAACCGUGUUUGUGUGUUCUUGUGAACGGGCCUCCCAUCUCUGGUGUCGAUCGUAGCAUGGCUAUGCAACUUCCUGAGAAGUGCAAUGUCAACUUCGGACCAUGCGAACUGAUGAAGGAGAAAGAACGGACGUAAAGAGCAGGUUUCUACUAGUACCACUAUUAUCAGUAGAAAAGAGGAGAGAAGUAGAGAAUAAAAGUGUUUGGGGGUGUGGUUUUAGGUGCUAAAUAAAUGUAUACAUCUAUCUACAA